CUGAAACCGGCAACCUAAACAAACGCGUUCUAUCCCUGUACAUGCAUACUCGCCCCGUGCCAGCUGACUGAGCACCAGUGAGAGGGAAGGCGAGGAGCACAGAAGCAUCAGAGCAAAUUCAAGACUUUGUCUAGAACACACUUAGAAAACGGUAUCCGGCAAGAUGGCUAAUGCUAAUAAUGGUGUAAUGUUGGCAUAUCAGCAUGUCAUGACCAAUGAAAAUGGGCUGCAGCUCAAUCAACCAGUAACUCAUCUGAAGAAAUUUGACGAAAGGAACCAGAUUCAGAUACUCACCAUUGGCAAAGAAAAUACGAAACCAACCAAAGCCUUCCUGCUGAUUGGCCAAACAGGAGCUGGUAAGACUAGGCUGUUGAACGCGAUGAUAAACUACAUUAUGAAAGUCAGGUUUGAGGACAAUUUUAGAUACACCGUAAAGGACGAGAUUGGCACCAUGCCUAAAAAUAAGACAGAAAGCCAGACAGAGUUUGUGACUGGUUAUCUCAUCUACCAGCAACCCGGGAUGGCAGUUGAGUGCAACUAUCUAAUCAUUGACACCCCAGGGCUAGGAGACACAAGGGGAAGGGGGCAGCAGCUUAAGAUCAAGAAACAAAUUGAGGUUUUCCUCUCAGACGAGACAUUCGAUAUCAGUGAACUUCACUGCCUCGGUUUCGUUGUCAAUGGAACAAUCAAUAGGUCCCAUGAAUAUCUUAAGGAGAUCGUCCUAGAGUUUGAGUCAUUAUUUGGAAAAGACACUAUUAAAAUCACAAAGAUUCUGGCAACACACACUGACGAUGAUACACCAGCAGUCAGCAAAGUCUUAGAUGAUAUCAAGAUCAAAGCAGAUAAAUUGUAUACCUUUGAUAAUGGUGUUCUAUAUUGCAAUAACCAAGGGGGGAAGAAGGCAAAACUCUGCCAAAUGCAAUGGGAAUUUCUUACAAGCAAAUAUGAAGAAUUUUUUGAGGACAUGCUGGUCGCUAAACCAGGCAGUCUGAGGCUGUGCAAAGAAGCCAUUAAAGAGAAGAUGAAUCUUGAAAGAUCAUUGCUGAUGUUGAAAAGGCACAUAGACAAUAAAGUGAAGGCCCUGUUGCAAUGUAGGAACAAGCAAAAGCUGUAUGAGGAAUACUAUACCGCCAUGAGAUGCAAUGAGGAAUUUGAAGGUGAAGAAACGAUCACUGUGAAAGAGAGAGUUCCCAUCAACGGGCGUUUCACUCACGCUCACAAUUGCCCCAGAUGUGAGCAGACGUGUGUAUACCCUUGCACUGUUUGGAAAUCUGCAUUCUGUAGUUGUCCCACUGGUGUAGAAGAGUGUGACUUUUGCCCUUGCAGCAAAAAUGACCAUGAGAAGGAAAAUGAAACAAUCGAAAGCAGACAAGAAAAAAGACAUAUCACAAACGAAGAGAUGAAAUACAAAUACGAACAGGCAAAAACAAACAUGCAGAAUAUGGAGGAACUUAUGGGAGAACUACAAGAAGAAACUGACAACCAUUCCAAGCAAAUGGCUAUUUAUAUUAAGACAGUUGUGAGCCACAUUGAACGAAUCAAUGAGAUUGCAAGGAACCCAAAUCCCAAAGCUACUGAAGACUAUAUUUGUGAGCUCCUUGGCGAUGUAAGAGACACGAUGCUUAUGGGUACUACAGAUGCUUCAGACCGACAGUACAUGACUAAACUUUUGAAUGAACUCCCAGCACAAAUAGACCAAAUAGUUCUUGAGGUAACAAAGAAGAAAACGAGUUUGAGUGAGCGGUUCAAAGCAAUGACUUCUUAUGCUAAACUUAACCUAAACCCAUUUGGAAGAGGUGGACAUUAAAAUGGAAAAAAGGGAAAAAGAAUAGAAGCACCAGGUGUCCACCAUGGCAUUAUUCCUUGGUCAUUUUCGGAGUUGCAAAUUCUUAUUUUAUAAAUUGGUCUAUUUCGGUAAUCAGCUUGAGAAAAUUGCGAGAAGUACGUUGACUUAUAUAGAAUUUUAUCUUUACAUUUUUAUAGUGCUUUCCUAUUCCAUUUGUUAACAGGAAAAAAGUCGGGCGGAAUGGACAACAAAACCCAGCACUAUGUUCGUAGGAAUUAAGUUUUGUAGAUGACAAGAAAUAUGUGCAGAUAUGAUUUCUUUCUAGUAAUACAUUCUAUCUCAAUGUGUGUGUGUAUUUAUGUAUGUAUGCAUAUAUAUUAUACACACACACACACACACACA
Molecule: messenger RNA, 2188 nt
Organism: Penaeus vannamei (Pacific white shrimp)
Lineage: Eukaryota; Metazoa; Arthropoda; Malacostraca; Decapoda; Penaeidae
Molecular function (GO): GTP binding
Source: RefSeq, a predicted model, not a curated record